UUGAAUCGCACGUUAAAUUAAGUCGAAAGAGUGAAGCAUCGGUUGAAAGCGACAGGGUAUUGAAAUUCUUUAUGGACGAACUGCGUGUAAUCCGUGCCAGCGUCCAGGCUUCAAUGAAAAAUACAUCAUACAAUGUUACGGUUAGUUAUUAGUCCAAAUGGGUGCUGGACGUUUCGUGCCACUACCAGUUCGUGCCACUGAUAUUUGUGUAGGAGGGCAUUGGACGUUUCGUUCCACUGAUAUAUAAGCGGAUAGGUGUGAAAAAUACCGUAUAGGUGUGAAUCAUAACGGGUAACUUUCGCACCUUUGAUUGUAACAUCUGUUCAAUGUUAAAUCAACAUUGUUUUAUUUCAAGAUUAUUUAUUCAUUUUAAAAGUAUUCUGCGAUUUCAAGAUUUAUUUUUAAUUACAUGAACAAAAAUGUUUAAGAGUCAAUUUACAUGCUUCUUAUAAUACAUUAACAAUAUCUAGAUUGAUAACAUAAAUAUAUUCAAACAUUUUCAAUAAAUUUACAUUACCGGUAUAUUAUUACAAGAAACGAAACAAGAUUUACUAUACUCUUUUAUAUUAUACAUUAACAAUAUCAAAAGGGAAUGCAUACAUACAUUUUAACAAUAUCUAGAUUGAUUACAUAAAUAUAUUAAAACAUUUUCAAUAAAUUAACAUUAUAUUCAUUACACAGUUUGAAUCAUCAUUAAAGCGGUGAGUUGUUUACUAAUUGGUUCGAGUCGGUAAUUCAUUGUUUGCUAAUAACUUAAAGGCACUUACCGCAAAUUGAUAGUUUGUGAGUCGAUAGUAAAGCAUAAGCUUUUCCUACAAGUAAAAGACCAACUUCAUUUUAUUAGGUCUUUAUUGAAUAAAAUGUAUUAUUGUUCAUUUGUGUUAUAUUAUUAUUUAUGUAUAUAGUGCAUACACAUGAAGCAUAAAAAAUAACAGCACUUCAUGUUUUAUAUUUUUUAAACAUAAUGAACUAUGCACAAAUAUUAUUUUAUUUUAUUUUUACAUACACAUACCCGGUACACAUGAUGCAUAAAAAUUAAAAACACUUUAUGUUUUAUAUUUAUUGAACAUAACGAACUAUGUACACAUAUUUGUAUACUAACAAUAAAUCAUUUUAUUUUUGUUAUUUAUAAUUAUAAUUGUUAACAUUGUUGGAAUUUUCUACAUUAAUGUACACCCCAAUAUCAUUCACACCUAUAUGGCAUUAUUCACACCUAUCUGCCUAUAUAUUAUCAGUGGGACGAAACGUCUACCCCUUUUCCACACAAAUAUCAGUGGCACGAACUGGCAGUGGCACGAAACGUCCAUAAACCGUCCAAAUAAUUAGACGUAAGCUACCCCGCUUAUGCAAAUCGACCUCAUAUUUAUAGGAGUAGAUUCACCUUGAACCAGAGGACAAUGGCGUGAUACAAUCAUCGACGUGUCAGUGUCCAAUGAGGGAAUUCAAAUGUCAUCAUGUGGCUGCUGCUUUACUGUUUGGAUACAAGAGAGCGAGCAAAACUGACAUUAAGUGUUCCUGGAUCAAGCGUCCGAAAUCCGCACCACCCAAGAAAACUGUGACGAUGGCUGAAAUGUAUCCACCAAAUCAGCCUGGAUACAGGGCUCUAAACAGAUCUGUCUCAGAUGAUGACAGAACUUUUAUUUAUAAACAACUUGGACAGUUGGGUCGCUUUACAGCUCUGCAUUGGAUUAUGGCAGAGGAGCCACAGACACCGGAUGUACCAGUGCCUCUCCUGGAUGACUUGAUGAUCCAUCCUGAAUAUCUGGGAGCUGAGGACCCCCGCACAUGGCUGAGACGACAGUUGCUGGUGUCGCACGAAAAGGUCAACCAAACAGCUGCAGCAACUAUUGGACAGAGGGAAAAUGCCUUAUGGGCAGCUGUUCGCAAGUUGAGAUUUACCGCCUCUAACUUCGGACAUAUCUUGUCAGCGUUUGACAAAAAAAAACUGACAGUGUCCUUGAAAAAAAGACUUCUGAGCGCGUAUAACCUGGAAAAAAGGGCACCUGUGCAGUGGGGGGUAACACAUGAGCAGGUGUGCAUAGCUGAAUACUGUAAGGUUGGAGGAGUCGCUGUACGCCCGACAGGAAUUUGGCUGCAUGAGUCUGGUGUCUUGGGUGCAUCACCAGAUGGUUUUGUCGAAGGCGUGUUUAGGGGUUUAGUUCAUCAACAACAUGGACAAGCAACAUGUAGUGCAGACAUCAUAGAAGUAAAGUGCCCCUACACUGCCAGAGACAUGACUAUCCAGGAGGCGUGUUCAUCUAUCAAGGAUUUCUACCUAGAUCAAUCUUCUGAUGGACGGCUUUCCCUCAAGCAAGCCCACAACUACUGGCAUCAGAUUCAAGGACAGCUACACAUAACGGGAACUAAUACAUGCGAUCUUGUUGUGUGGACAAAUAAAGACUUGCAAGUGAUCAGAAUAGCAAAGGAUCAUUUGUGGUCGGUCAAUCUGUCAAAAAUGAUUGAUUUUUAUUUUUCGAGCUUUUUACCAUCACUAUACGAAUAAAGGUUACAUUAAAUCUGAGAUGUUAUUACUCCAGGACUCCAGGGGUCAGUGGUUCGAUCCCAGUUGAGGACUACACCUUUUGUUUUUAUUCAUCUUUUUGUAACUGGAGCUUUUUAGAUCCAAAGUUUACAUUUAUCAAUGUUAAAGCAUUGAAUGGCAAACUUCAACACGUGCCAAAAUCUGUGAAAAGGCCCCUUUGAAGAAAUAUGUUAAUACAUGUACUACCAAUUAGUUGGUUAUUUAUAUAUUGUUUAUAUAAAGAUAACUGAACCAUUUUGUGACAGUACAGAUAUUCUUUAAUUCUACAUUUUCAGCAGAAUGUUGUUUUUAUGUCCCCCAACACUAUAUUGGGGGACAUAUUGUUUUUGCCCUGUCUGUUGGUUGGUUGGUUUGUUUGUGCAAACUUUAACAUUUGCCAUAACUUUUUCAAUAUUGAAGAUAUCAACUUCAUAUUUGACAUGCAUGUGUAUCUCAUGGAGCUGCACAUUUUGAGUGGUGAAAGGUCAAGGUCAUACUUCAGGGUCAAAUAAAUGGGGACAUAGUGUUUCACAAACACAUCGCUCGUUUUCAUUUGUUCAAGUCGUAAGUAAUGCAUGCUUUUCAACAGCAGCUUUAUCAUGGUCAACUGAGUUGCCAUAAUCAAUAAAAUGUAAUUGUUUUUA
Messenger RNA from Dreissena polymorpha, 3165 nucleotides. RefSeq lists its product as uncharacterized. NCBI's taxonomy places the organism in Eukaryota, Metazoa, Mollusca, Bivalvia, Myida, Dreissenidae. The transcript has 8 exons. Gene Ontology annotation, molecular function: zinc ion binding. Bases 1433 to 2503 code for a protein of 356 amino acids. The record is from RefSeq and is a predicted model, not a curated record.